Molecule: messenger RNA, 2678 nt
Organism: Drosophila rhopaloa
Lineage: Eukaryota; Metazoa; Arthropoda; Insecta; Diptera; Drosophilidae
Exons: 3
Coding region: 88-2646 (852 amino acids)
Source: RefSeq, a predicted model, not a curated record
UCACCCAUGUUCUGAUUUAAGCAACGCAUUUUUUCAUUGAAAAAUAAAAUUCUUAGAGUACGAAAUUUUGAAACAGAUUAAGUCGUCAUGAGUUUUCAGCAGAAGUUGGAUGAUUUUAGCCAGAAGCUGGACUUGGCCAAGUGGUAUAUGGGCGUGUCCACCCAUCAGGAGACCGCGAUGUACGCCAUGUCCGAAACCCUCCGUGAUGACUACGAGCAGGGAACAGGCGAAAAGAUGUACAAGGCCCUGAUAAUCCUGGGCGUCCAGCCGGUGAUAUCCAGGAAAAAAAUCAGUCGGAUGGUGCAGUUGAGCAGAAACAAUAUUCUGGCCUUCCUGUACUUUGUGCUGGAGGGUUACUACAAGACCUGCCAAAAGGAUGGUGUAUACAGUAUCAACGAGCAGUUGCUGAUGAACGCCAUAGCCAAGAUUGAUAUGAUGCCCACAAUACGAGCUCUCGACACCAUACUCCCACCGCCCCAGCUUAGUAAGGCUGAUAUGCAGGCUCAACCGCCGACUCCAACGGUCCCAGUGUUACGUACACCAAAGAAACCCUCCAAGAAAUUACCCUAUUUCCAAAGCCAACCGAAACCCGUGCAAAGAACCUCGCGGUUGACCGCUAAGCUCCCUGAUUUUGUUGUGUCCUUUAAUUUCUGGCCCAAUAAUGGACCACCUAAUUAUGGCAGAGACGAGGAGGAGCCGUGGUAUGCCCAGUAUCGACUAAAUCCCGGCCAGCGAUUGAUCAAGAAAACCCUCUCCGAGACCCUGGAGCGAUAUUUUAAGUUGGGGGGAUUAGAAGGAAGUAAGGAGGAUGAGGAGCGGCCGAAGAAUCGGGAACCCGAGGCGAACAUGUGUCUAAUCCACAAGGGUCAAGUGGUGCAGGCGCAGCUUUUGAGGGACGAGCUGACGGUGAAGGCGAGGGAUCGCUGCCUGGAACUGCUCGACGUCACAGAGCCAUAUGGCAAAAUACGACGGGCUAGGAUUUUGGCCCAGUUGGAGCACGACAUAGACACAAUCAUGGCACGCCAUCGCAAUGCGAUGCACUGCGACCAGACCAAAGUGCUGACCAUUGAGAACUUUGAUUGCGUGCUGUGCCAGCAAAUGUUGGUAUCGCAACCAUGGCCAGAACCAAAGGACCAGGUGGGUCGUGCUCUGGUGGGUGAGGAAUGCGGAAUGGCCCACACGGCGGCUAUCGAUACCUAUCGCGGAAAGAGGCUCGAGGGCGGAGGAGGCAAGCCGAAAAAAAACAAAAAGGAUAAAAAGGAUAAAAAGGGAAAAAAUAAAAAACCGGUAGAAUUGCCGCCAGAACCUCCAAAAGAAGAGCCCAAAAAGGUAUCGCCCUGGAAACCACCACCUCGAAAACUUUUUAGCGGUGGCUUCCGUAUGCAUAGCAUCGAUUUUAAUGAGCAAUCGGAGAAGUGUAAGCCGAUACUUAGUGCCUCGGAGUGCGAGGUCCCUCCGGCCCCAAAGAAAACGGCAGUAUCAUUUCUACUGGCCAAAGGAAAGAUCCCAGCGAUGGGUCAUCAGUGUGAAAUGCGAGUCGCGAGCAAGCGAUACAAGAAGAAGUUCUUUCGAGGACCCCGGGCCAACAAGCCCUACCAGUUCAUGUACUCCCGGGUCUUCCAAUCCGGUCAACCGCGACCCUUUGACCUGAAGAAGAUCGUGACCAAGUCGCUGGUGAAGGCACUGGAUAAAUCCGACGAGAAGGUUGAUUAUGGGCAGUGUGAUUUCGAUUGCCUGAUGGCGGAGAUGACCAUUGAGGAGGAGGCUCCCCCAGAUGGAUCACCAGGAGGCGAAACGAAAAAGAACGCGUUGGGUGAAGCCCAGGGGCCAACUAAUUUGUUCGAUGAACUGGAUCUGCUUGAUCAGGAUCUGGUCUCCGACAGUAAGGAGACCCUGGACCGUUCGAGUAACCACAGUCGUCGCAGCCAUGUGGACCACAAGGCGGAGAUCGUGGAGGCGGUGGUGCGAUGCGCCAAUGCCAUCUGGCACAAGCAGUCCACCAUAAAGCGGGCCGAGAUGGAGCGUUUGGAGAGACUGACUCCGCGAAGGGCGCUCGUCUACAAGGACACCGAUAAGUUCGAUCCCGACGACGCCGAGCAGAUGAACAAGCUGCUCAAGGACGGACUCCGUGCUCUCAGGAACGAGCCUCGCUUCGUCCUGGCCAGUUUGCCGGAGGCCCACAAGCUGCCCAUUUUGAGGGAGUGGGUGAAGCGGAGGUACGGAAAGACCUACAGCCAAAAGGAGCUCGCGGACAACAUUGCUGAGUCAAACAGAAUAUUCGAGCUGGUCAACUUGCUGCAGGGCAGUCCCCCAGAUCCCGAUCUCAUGGGCAUCGAUCGUCUGCACAGAUCCGAGGAGAACUUUGACAACUACAAGCAGAUCAAGAAUACGGCUUUCAACGUGAAGCAGACCUACCAUGACCUGUUAAACGCGCGUUACUUGGAGACCAUGAGCUCCGCCUGGUAUGCCAUGGGAAACUAUUUGGUGCCCGGAGGACCUCCUCGCAGGACCUUCUUCGCCUACAUAGCCUCCAAUCCGCAGGAGAUCAUGCGGGCGAAGGUGUGGAGCGGCGAGUAUCGUGAUUACCGCGCCAUGCGUGAAAAGAGGAAGGAACAGGAGCGGCUUUUGGGCAAAAAGGAAGAUUAAUCAGAAAAAUAAAACAAUUCCGGAUUUAAGAA